Molecule: messenger RNA, 1794 nt
Organism: Penicillium diatomitis
Lineage: Eukaryota; Fungi; Ascomycota; Eurotiomycetes; Eurotiales; Aspergillaceae
Gene: gpi16
Product: GPI-anchored transamidase subunit GPI16
Exons: 3
Coding region: 1-1794 (597 amino acids)
Biological process (GO): attachment of GPI anchor to protein
Cellular component (GO): GPI-anchor transamidase complex
Source: RefSeq, a predicted model, not a curated record
AUGAGGGUCUCCUCAUACCUUUCUCUCCCACUGGCGCUGGCCUCUGCGCUAUGGAGCCAUGCGACCUCGGCAUCACCAGACUAUAGCGAACAUUUGCUACUGCAGCCGCUUCCUCAGUCAUCUUUGCUCGCCUCCUUCAAUUUCCGGGGCAAUACCUCCCAGCAGUCCUACGACAAUCAACAUUUCCAAUACUUCCCCCGCGCCCUAGGCCAGAUCCUGCAGCAUGCUUCGACAAAGGAGCUUCACCUCCGAUUUACGACUGGGCGCUGGGACGCCGAAAAUUGGGGGUCUCGGCCUUGGAAUGGGAGCAAGGAAGGCGGCACUGGUGUCGAACUUUGGGCGUGGAUAGAGGCAGCCGAUGAUGAAGAAGCUUUCGCGAAGUGGAUUACUUUGACACAAUCGCUGUCCGGCCUGUUCUGUGCCUCACUAAACUUCAUUGAUUCGACCCGAACAACUCGCCCGGUCGUCUCAUUCGAACCCACCGGCGACCACAAGCGUCUGGAAAACUUGCACCUGCUUCAUGGAACCCUCCCUGGAGAAGUGGUGUGUACGGAGAAUCUUACACCGUUCCUGAAAUUGCUUCCUUGUAAAGGCAAGGCUGGAAUUUCGACCCUUUUCGACGGUCACAAGUUGUUCGAUGCCGCAUGGCAAAGCAUGUCCGUCGACACGCGGCCUGUUUGCCCUGCGGACGGUGACUGUGUCGUCCAGAUCGAACAGACUGUAGAUAUGGUUCUGGACAUCGAGCGAUCUAAGAGAUCUCGUUCGAAUCCCAUUCCGCGUGCUGUCCCGAACGAUCAACUGGCCUGUGACCCUUCCAAGUCAUACAAUUCUGACGACACAUGUUACCCGCUUGAGAAGGCAAGCGGGCGAGCUUGGAGCUUGCAGGAAGUGUUCGGACGAACGCUCAACGGAGUUUGCCCUCUGGCUGCCUCGGAGGGUGAGAGUGAACAACCUAUCUGUCUCCGAGUGCCCGAUGAGCGCCAAGUAUCGUACUCCGAGGGCGUGGUAGAGCACAGAAAAGCAGAUGGAUAUACGCGCUGCUACGCCCUUUCGCCUUCCCAGCCAUUUGACCUGUCUGUCCAGGAGCAAGAUAUCCAGCAGGAGGUUCCCCUUGAGGAGCCUGUUCUUCACGCGGAACGGACCAUUGUCGGGCAUGGCCAGGAGCGUGGUGGCAUGCGUAUGAUUCUCGCCAAUCCUUCCAAGACAGCCCAUGUCGACUUUAUCAUCUUUGAAUCGCUCCCGUGGUAUUUGCGGCCUUAUACGCACACGCUUCAAGCUAAAAUUACCGACGCGAACGGUACAUCACGCGAGAUACCUGCAUCAGAGCUUGUCACGGGAACAUUCUAUCGGCCCGCUAUUGAUCGUGAGCGUGGGACACAGCUGGAGCUGUCGCUGUCCGUCCCGGCGGCAUCCACCGUUACCCUGACCUACGACUUUGAGAAAGCAAUCUUAAGAUACACCGAGUAUCCCCCCGACGCCAACCGUGGAUUCAAUGUCGCACCUGCUGUGAUCCGAAUUUUGAGCGCGCCAAAUGCCGCCCCCAUCUACAUCCGAUCGACCAGUUUGCUUCUGCCCCUGCCAACUCCAGACUUUAGCAUGCCAUACAACGUUAUCAUUCUCACGAGCACCGUCAUUGCACUUGCUUUUGGCACCGUUUUCAACAUUCUCGUGCGACGAGUUGUCUCGGUCGACGAGGCGCGGGCCCUGGGCGCUCGGACACUCAAGGGGAGGAUAUUGAGCAAAGUCGUUGUCCUCCGUGAUCGUCUGCAAAAGAAGCAGACUAAAGUUGAAUAA